AUGCUCCGCGGCGGUGCUGCUGGAGGAAGCUCUGCCACGAAACGUAAGCGCAAUGAGAAAGCAAUACAGAAUGAUGCUCUGACUCGGUUGUGUAACUUGCUUGAGGGUUUUGUUGGCACGUCGCCCCAGAAAAACCUUCAGAAAAAGAAAAAGAAGAAGAAAAAGUCGGCCAUACCCAAUUCGUCUGCUGAAGAGGGACCAAAAUUGGUUGACCAGUUGAAUAAGGUUGUUGAGGGGAUCCGGAAAGACCCGGCUUCCUUGGUUCCGAAGUUGGAAGCUUUCUUGAAGAUUGCCAAAGCAUCGGACCUUGGUCGCCAGGCGAACGGUUCUGGAACUUCUGCAAGGCAGGACAGUUGGGCGGAUGUCGUCAAACAAAAUACGGCUUCUGCUAAAGUCGCUCCUGUGAAACGUGGGUCUCAACCCAUUACUCUGGCUCGCCAUUGUUGGCCUCUUGGUGAAGUCCGUGAUUAUGGGGAAAUUUUGAAAAAACUUGAAGCUGGUGAGAAGCUGGUUGGUUCUGUCGCUUUGGUGCCGUCACUUGAGAAAGCGUUGGAACUUAGGCAGCUUGCUCAAGGACACAAACUCGAGUCGAUUAAGUUUGCUUGUGUGGUGGCUGCUGCUGAUGUGACCGCUUUGCCUGAUGGCGUUUCCUGUGUCACUUUGCCGGUUAGUACCACGCUUGCUGCUGGAAUCUCCUCUACGAAGUUUGUGAAAAUGGCAUGCGUUCUGUUGGGAAGUGAGUCUCCUGUGCUUCCUGUCAGUUUGGUCAAGAAGGUGCAAAAUGCUCCAGUUGCUAAAGAUUUGGCCACUGUGAGAUUCUUUGUUCCUCGUAAAUUCGUUAGUCGCGAGCAAUGGGAUGUGUGGAAUGUCAAGGCCACCUCCAUGAUCCAAGACUGGGUCCAGGUGGAUAAAGCUUGUUCAAUCCACACUUCUUAUGGUUGGUCUCGUACUGAACAGAAAAAUAGAAAUGGAGAAAAAGAAGAGUUUGUGAUUGGCUAUGCCAAAGUUUUGGUUGAAAAGCUUGAUAAGUUGUUGGCGCACAGCGGGCGGUCCGGUGUUUUUCUUGAUCGGUUGGCCAAGGAAAGGGAUAAGAAACAGUUUGUUACCUGGGUGAAUGGUGACACUUCUGAUCCCGUGGCUUACUUGAAGAAUGUGCUGGUUCAAGCCAAGGCUGUGUCUUGUGGCGUUGCUUGGCGUGCUGGUGGAGGGAACUCCUUGGGGGUUAGGUCUUCGCAGGCACCAACCGAGCGUGCUGUUUCUGUGUGGCGUGCUAAAGCUGUGCCAUUCAGUUGGACUGAGAGUGAUCUUUUUGGCGUGCUGCAGGAAGCUGGCUGGACCGAUCUUUCUGUUGUGGCGUACCCUACCAAAAAGGUUCGUCCUUGGUUACUGAAAGCCAAGGCCCCUGCGAAUGUGGAUGGUGGUUUUGCUGGCGUCGAAGCUGGUAGUGUUUUGGUUGUCAUGGAAAGGGCUGUUGCUCGAGGCCCACUUAACCGUGAGUCCAAAAAGUUGAUUGUUCGUCCACGGGUUGGUGUCAAUACUAGUGUCAUCUUGCCAUCACCUGUGUUUGAGGUGGAGGAUGACAAUGUUGCCGCCACUGCUAUGGAGACUCAGGAAGAUGAAAAGGAGGACGAUGCUACCAAUGAGACUGGUGUCAAACGUCCGGGUUCCACUCCUGGGUCUGCUGAGCAUGUGCGGAAAAAUCAGCGUGUUGGUGCUGUUCAACCCCGUAAAUUGGUGUUUCCUGGUUUCACUGUUCGUGAUUGCAGUGCUGAUGGUUCUUGCGGCUAUAACUGCAUAGCUAUUGGAGCUGCGUUGGUUCGUGGUUCUAAGUGGGAAGAGUUGCAUGAGAAGAGAGCCGCUUUGGGUGCGACUUUACGGGUUCAAGUUGCGCAACAUAUCGGCAAACAUGUUACUACCUAUAAACCCCUUUGGACGCCUGAUAUCUCAACUACUACGGUUGAAAAGGAAGAUGGUGAAAUACCGAAGUCUUGGGAAUGUUGGCUCAUGGCUAUUCGGCGGCAUAAACGAUGGAUCUGCGGGCUUACCAUAAAGGCCGCUGCUACGCGGCUGGGCAUUAGGAUUAUCGUGGUGCUUAAACAGGCCGACGGUAGCUGGGCUAUUCCCAUGACUUUCGGCACUAGCAAAAAGAAGGAGGACCCGAUUGUCAUCGGGCUGGAUGAGGGCGCCGGCCAUUACGUUUUGCUGGUGCCUGAUCAUGUUGACAUGAUUCCUAAAUCUUGGAUGACUGCUGGCGUUUGUGAAGUCACUAUGACCAGUCAAGUUGUGUUGCGUGGGGCUGGAAACUCUGAGGAGGAUUUUCCCGACAAAAGUUGGUUGCCUCCUGGCACUCCUGUCAGCAAACGCUCUGGUCAUUCUGCUUGGUUGCCUCCGAGUACUCCGGUAUCCUCUGAGAAUGGCAUCGCUGCCUCGCAUGAGUGGUUGCCGCCAGUUACCCCCAGCCGUGCUGAAACUGGCACUCAAGUCAAAACUAGUGUCUUUGCUGCCCCCUCGGGGGCGAUGAGUGAGCCUGAACAGGCGGUUGCUGGGGGGCAUUUGGCGGAUGUUUCUAACUUGUCUGAUGUUGCUUGCGUGUCUUGGGCGUGUCCUCUGUGUUUCAAGGAGGUUUCUGCGUCUACUGCGUCGUCUUUGAAGCGUAAACGGCUUGUUCAUCUUGCGCUGCAUUAUCAUAAAAAGGUUGAACCUGCGGCUUCCUCGAAUGCGCCUGCCGUCCGUGGUCCUGAGCCUUUGGUUUGGACGUGUCAUUUGUGUGGUGAGCGUUUGGAAGCGGCUACUGGUGUUGCCUUAACAAGUAAGCGUGCCAGUCAUUUGGCUUCCCGCCAUCCUGGGAAGACUAGAGGACAUUGGCAUCGCAAUACUGUGGAUGUUGUGUCUACCUCAGCGGAGCUCCCCAAAGAGCAACAAGCUUGGGUAUGUAUUUGGUGUAAGGAAGCCUUGCCCGACCUUCCACGCUGGCAGUUGGAAAAAUCCAUUGCUAAGCAUCUUAAAAGUCGGCACGGCAGGCGUCAAACGUCUGCUGCGGCUUCCAACAAAGCUCGUGGUAAGUUGUACCGUCAAGAUAAAGCGGCCCUCCCCGCUAUGAAAGAGGGGAAGUUGAGGUUAGGGCGUAAGUUGCGACAGCGUGGUCGUGACCGUCGUGAUUCGACCACUCAAGGUCACGACCUGCAUGAAGUUGUGGAUGUUGAUUGGAAAACUUGGCAUGGUAUCUCUGUGAAAAAACGGUUAGGGGCUGGUGGCGAUACAUUGCUCACCUGCACUAAAUGUCUGUUGGUGACGCGUGCCCAGAACAAAUUUAAUCCUUGUCGCGGUAAUCACAAGGUUACCACUGCGCAAAUGUCUUUGUGGCGCCGGUUGUCACAGACCAAUCGUUUGGCCUUGGUUAAAGUUUGGGGUUUGUCGCUUGAUGCUGCUUGUCAGUUGUUUGAAUCUGCUGCUGCUGGUUGGCGUUCCGCGCCCCAACAGCUUGGGCAUGAUAUUGUUGAAAUCUGUGGUAAAAGGAAGCAUGUUACGUGUCGUAAUUGUUGGUUCAUCAGGCAGUGCCCUGGCAAGCUCACGCAGUGCCUGGGUCGUCCUGGUGCUCCUACCAAAAGGCAAAUGGAUGCUUGGAAAGAUUUGAAGCAUUUGUCUGGUGCGGGUGUGCAGGCCAAUUUUGCCAAUGAGUGGGGUGUCACCCUCAAAGAGGCGGCUGCUUUCUUUGGGCAGAAAGCCGCCAGGGGCAUGAAGCGGCCUGCCUCCAAACACGCUGUUGAAGACACUUGGCAGCAUGACGUUUGUGAGGAUGGCGAUGUUCAUCCGCAUCCUGGUCCCACUUGCAUGGGUUCAUGGAAUCUGGUUUCGCUGAACACGGGUGGCCUGCCGGGUGUUUGGAGAGCGGUUGAAGAGUUCUUGGGGCCCAGGGUUGUUGCUUGUCUUGCGCUUCAAGAGAUUGCUGGUUCUCCUAACCAGCUCAUUGCCUUGCAACGUAUUGGUUUGAAAUUUGGGUACAAGUUUUAUUUUCAGGCUGGUAAACCCACCGUUGGAGGCUGGGGUGAGGCUCGGCAAGCUGGGGGUGUUGGCUUGUUCGUCAAAGCCACUUUUCCUCAAAGACCUGCCUUCGCGCUUGCUGGUGAAUUUAGCCAAUGUUUGGGUGUGUGGAUUGACGAUUGGCUGUUGGCUUGUGCUUAUUGUCCGCCUGAUCAGUCCCAGGCUUCUUCUUUGGAGUUGGCUUCUUUGCUGCUUGAUGCGUUUGUCAGCUGUGAAGUUGUUGUUACUCAACCUUGGUUGAUUUGCGGUGAUUUCAAUGCCUUGGUCGGUGGGAGCACGGUUGACACCUGCAUGUGUUGCUUUGGCGGCGUUCCGGUGUCGGUCAAUCAACCCACUCGCUGGCAGGGGAACCGUUGCGUGGAUUGGAUGAUGACCAAUCGGCCCAGGGCGGUCUCCUUUUGGGAAAGGGCUGUUGCGUCUGCGUGGGCUGAUGACCCUGACGUUCCGCCGCUGGUUGCUUAUCUUGAGAAUGGUGCGCUUGGCUCGGUCCAAGAAGAGUGGGAUAGGUUUCAGCAUGUGCUCACGCAGGUGUUGCUCCGUGCUUGCUUUAACUUGAGUCAGAACGGUUUGCUUGAUAUCGGUACGCGUGAUGCUUGUUUUCGUGCGGCCACUCAGCGGCCUUAUAAAGGUCGAAUUGGGCAACAUGUCUCCUUGUCCAGUGCUCAAGCUGGGGUGCGGCAUGAUGUUGGGAACCUUGCUGUGCGGAAGAUGCGACGUUGGCUUGCUCGUUGCUACGAAUACAAGCGCUUGUUAUGUCGGUCCUUUGAACAUACUUUGUCUUCGGCUCAGGAGGCUGAAUUGUGUGGAUUGCGUCAUCGCUUGCAGGCUCGUUUCGGUCAACAGCUUGGGUUGCCCGAUGUCCUUGGGCACAUUGCUUCUUUGCGUGAGCAGCUCGCUGGCUAUGAGCAAAACAUGUCUUCCCGUCGUCUUGGCGAUUGGAGGGAUCGGCUUGUGAGGUCGGACGCUGCUUUGUCGCGUUGGUUAAAUAGCAAGAUCAACCCCGUUGGUGUUGCUGUGGCUGACCUUCAGGGCGGUGUUGCUGAGACUGAUGUUGAUGCGGCCAGAGUUAUCUUUGACUACUGGCGUGAUUUCUGGGAGCAGAAAAGUGCAGACCAGCCUAGCUUGCAAUCUCGCGUGAAUCGUAUGUGUGAUAGCAUCGAGGAACGUCAUGAUCCCGGUGACUGGAGGGCUCCUACUGGCCAAGAGUUGCGGGCUUUGGCUUGUGAUGGCAAAGGUGCUUGUGGGCCUGACGGCUGGACUGGUUGUGAAAUCGCUUGGUUGCCUCUUGUCGUUUUUGAUGUGUUUGCUCUCCUUGCUAAAAGAUGGUUGGCUUGUGGCGUGGUGCCUGAUCAGAUGUGCGAAAGUCGCAUGGUGUGUUUGCCUAAACCGGGUAAGUUGCGCCAUGGGAACGUUGUUUCUGUCCAGGAUACGCGCCCCAUCACGGUUCUUUCUACCUGGUGGCGGCUUUGGAGCAGUGCUUGGACCCGUGGUGUUGUCCGUGGUUGGAUGAGGUCGCACAUCCCCAGGGAUUUCGCUGUUGCUCAUGCUGUCUCCACCGGUGAGGUGGUGGGCGAUCCGAUGGGCCCGGUGAUCAUGACUAUUUGGGCGUGGCUUGGGUGGCUUUGGGUUGAACGACAUUCCAGCUGCCGCAGCUUCGCCACAUGGGCCGCCGCUGCAUCGCUGGGGCCUGGACUGGAAGCGCUUGGAAAAGCAAAGGAGUUCACCGGGAAUGGUCGAAAAUGCUGGGGCAAAAUGGCGGUUUGA
Molecule: messenger RNA, 5805 nt
Organism: Cladocopium goreaui
Lineage: Eukaryota; Dinophyceae; Suessiales; Symbiodiniaceae
Source: the annotation of a GenBank genome assembly